Molecule: messenger RNA, 3029 nt
Organism: Centropristis striata (black sea bass)
Lineage: Eukaryota; Metazoa; Chordata; Actinopteri; Perciformes; Serranidae
Gene: mybl2b
Product: v-myb avian myeloblastosis viral oncogene homolog-like 2b
Exons: 15
Coding region: 324-2228 (634 amino acids)
Biological process (GO): regulation of DNA-templated transcription
Cellular component (GO): nucleus
Molecular function (GO): RNA polymerase II cis-regulatory region sequence-specific DNA binding; DNA-binding transcription factor activity, RNA polymerase II-specific
Source: RefSeq, a predicted model, not a curated record
CUCUGCCAAAAAUCAAAUAAGCUCUGCCUUCUUGACUCUACGCGCACAUCUAAUGCGCAGCUACGUCACCAUCCGGUUGCAACGCGAGAGAAGGGCGCGAGAUAGAAAUCCAGGAGCGCGGAGAGUCCGGGCGCUCCGCUCCAGCUGGUUACAAGCUGAACCUUUACUAUUCAAAAACGAGCCUCCGUCACCAUCACAGACCGCCUCAAACACACAACAAAUACGAGGAAUAUAAGGACAGACGACUAAAUAUACACGCACAUGACGUUCAAAGGCAGCAGGAGAAACCACAGUCUGACCGUAAACAACAGAAACAGAGGGAAAUGUCUUGGUGGCCGCGCGGUGAGGAUGGAGAAGAGGCCAUGCAUCAAGACACUGACUCUGAUGUGGCAGAACAGAGAGACGGUGGGAAAGUGAAGGUGAAGUGGACACAAGAGGAGGAUGACAAGCUCAAAGCUCUGGUUCAAAAACUGGGACCAAAUGAUUGGAAAUAUAUCGCCAAUUUCAUACCAAGUCACACUGAACACCAGUGUCAGCACCGCUGGUUUAAGAUCUUGGAUCCCGAGUUGGUUAAAGGCCCUUGGACCAAAGAGGAGGAUGAGAAGGUUAUAGAGCUAGUAAAUCGCUACGGCAACAAGCAGUGGGCAACGGUUGCCAAACAUCUGAAAGGCAGACUGGGGAAGCAGUGUAGAGAGCGUUGGCACAACCACCUCAAUCCCAAUGUGAAGAAGUCAUCAUGGACAGCAGAGGAGGACCUCAUCAUCUACAAGGCUCACUGCCUGCUCGGAAACCGCUGGGCUGAGAUUGCCAAACUUCUCCCCGGAAGAACGGAUAAUGCAGUGAAGAAUCACUGGAAUUCUACCAUCAAGCGCAAAUUAGAGAUGGGCUUCUAUGCUGGGGAGGUCUUUAGGCCAAAUGAACUCGAAGAGCUGUUGGCUCGUCUUAAUAAAGACGUUCAGAUGCCCAGUAGCUCUGAAGAUGUUGCAGAAAAGGAUCCAGAGCAGAGAACACAUCCUUCAUUGCAGGAGACUCCUGUCUCAGCCACGGCUAAAGCAGACUCUAGUGAAGCAGGGCCAUCAAAGGCUUCGUCCUCUCCAAAUGAGAGUUUAAGCCCCAAGACUGAAACAGACGCCACAGGAGAAAGUAACUCUACCAGCUGGGUGGUGGACAGCUCUGGAUUUCUCUCCCCUACUGGCCCAGCACUGAAGGAAGUGCUGGACAUGGUGGAUGGCGACCUUGAUGGCUGGUGCAACCUAGCAGCCUUCGACCUGCCUGCGGAGAGUCCAAGCCCAGAGCGCCACCAGUUUCGUCUGGAAGGCAGCGCUUUGCAGGAGUUGAGCAAAGGCAGCAAGGGGGAACUCAUCCCCAUCUCUCCUGGAGGGGUAACACCACCCUCCAUACUUAACCGCCGAAGCCGGAGACGCAUCGCCUUGUCUCCUGAUGGCAGUAACUCCAUGACUCCCAAGAGCACUCCUGUCAAAAUCUUGCCCUUUUCUCCAUCUCAAUUCCUCAACAUGUGGACCAAGCAGGAUACUCAUGACCUGGAGAACCCGUCUCUCACAUCCACACCAGUGUGCAGCCAGAAAGCCAUCGUUACUACACCGCUACAGCGUGAUAAGACCCCCCUCACCCAGAAGGAGUUUGUUACACCCAACCAUAAGUCUGAGCUCUGUUCGACUCCACGAACUCCAACACCAUUCAAAAAUGCCAUGGAGAAGUACGGGCCUCUGCAGCCUCUGCCACAGACUCCAAACCUUGAAGACGACAUAAAUGAGGUCAUCCUCAGAGACGGUGGGAUUGACCUGGUUGCUGUACGUUCAACUCCACCUGAGCAAAGACGCAAAACGAUGCAUCGCCCUCCAAUGAAGAAGGUGCGGAAAUCAUUGGCUCUAGAUGCUGUAGACUGCCAAGUGAAGACUACAUCCAAACGCAAAUCCAUCCAAACUGAAGCCAAACACACCAUCAAGGAAGAACCGAUGAUCGUUUGUCUCAACUCGUCGUCAUUUUGCAAUAAGCAGCAUGAAAACAUUUUGGAUCAGGGCUUCCUUUUGGGGCCUAGUGACAGUGCCAUAUUUUCCAGCACAGUGCCCCCAGUUCUGAUGUCAAAAGAAUGGGAGACAGUUGUUUGUGGACAAACUAAAGACCAGCUCAUCAUGACGGAGAAAGCAAGACGCUACCUCCGCUCACUUAAAUCCCACGCUCCCAACCGGGCUCUGAUUCUGUCCUGAGGCAUCUUUACACCAACAUGUUACACAUGCAGAACUCCAUGUUGCUGUUUCUGUUUUCCCUAUACUUUUUCCUGUUGUAAUUUGCGGUGGGGGAAAAGAACAUGUCGUGUAGGUUUUUGAACAAGUCAUUAUCAAUGAAAACACUGAAAAUAUGUAGCCCUAGCAAUAAUUUAAGAGAAAAUGGGAUUGAAGAUUUUUGUCUCACUCCAGUUGCCUUGUACAAGGCUUGAAAAAGAAGUUACGAAUCCUCUUUCAUUGUAUUGUAAUUAAAAUAUGUAAAGAACGAUGAAUGUAAUGUUGAAAAGAAUCACGGUUAGCUAUCCCUGAAAAGACAUGGUUUUACAUUGCAUUAUGUGUCUGUAAUUUAACCGUUUUAACGUUAUGAAGAGUACAACAACUCAGGUUGCACUGCCGUAUCUUAGGUUCUGUUGUAUAACUGGAGUAAAUUCAGACAAGUUGAUCAGUAAUACAUUUAGAGGCAAGGAGUCAUUUUGAAAUGUUUAGUUGACAUUGUCUUGUUGAAAUUAGUUUAGCUUGUGUCUAGAUCCAUACAUUAAAAGUGAGGACCUCAGGGAGGAACAUUUUGAAAAUUAGCUGUCUGCUAGAAAUGUAAAAUUGACUGCAGCACACAUCUACAAUCCAUCAAGGUGGCUUCCUGCUAAUGGAGAUCUAACAAAGCUGUUUGUUAUGCAAGUAGUUGUGGAGUAAUGGAGGUAUGGAUGCUUUUCCACUGUUGAAUGAAAGAGUAUUAUGUUAUUUGGCACUGUUUGUAAAUAAAUACAGUUGUAUGUUUUUAUUAUA